Messenger RNA from Paecilomyces variotii, 1581 nucleotides. RefSeq lists its product as hypothetical. NCBI's taxonomy places the organism in Eukaryota, Fungi, Ascomycota, Eurotiomycetes, Eurotiales, Thermoascaceae. Bases 1 to 1581 code for a protein of 526 amino acids. The transcript is spliced from 5 exons. The record is from RefSeq and is a predicted model, not a curated record.
AUGCCACCACGAGCUUCCCUGACCAGCUCUUUUUCCGUCUCCGAUGCCAACAAUGAGGUCGUCUGCCCGUUGACCAACAACGAUGGCUCCAAUUGCCGGAAACGAUGCUUGGGGGAGAAACGCUAUCGCUCCAUGCAGGAGCAUAUCAGAAGAGCCCACCCGAGUCACUACAUCCCGAAGCUCCCUGCCACGGAGGAGAGCUUCCAGCUGAUGGUCAAUACUCCCCUGGACCAGCGGGCUCACCUCAACCCGCCCAAUGCGACCCAGUCGCGCAGACACCAUGAUAUAGCGGAUCGCGAUAUCUACGUUGCGGAUGCAAGCUCUCCCGUAACCCCGCGCGCCAUCGAUGAGGCGCACCCCGCGGCGGCUACCGCGGCCGUCGCGCUGGCGCAAUUGCAUCACCAUCGUUUGGCUUCAGAUUGGGAGUCUGAAAUGGAUAUGCAUUCCGAUAACGAUAUCGGACGGGACCGCAUGCGCACCUCCAUCGAGCUGCCACCAUUGCGCGACCAUUUCAAACAGGAGUCUCUGCCCCCGUUCAAGUCCACUCAGCCGCGGGAGUUGCUGCCCUCGAUCCUGGGACACUCGCCCCCGGGCCGUUCCUCAACGCUGCCGCCCAUUCAACGGAGAGACAAGAUCCAGAGAGCGCGGAAGUCAUCGAUCACGCAGAACGCUCGGAGACCGAAGCACGAGCGCACCAAGUCCAAGGAGUACGGACGGCGCCCGAGUCUCAAUGAUCGCAAAGCGCUUUCUGCAGAGCCGCAAACGGCUGCAUGGGUACAGGGAAAGCGCUGGGAGGAUCUCAUCGAAGCAGCGACGUCUGCUACCGAAGCGGAUGAUGAUGGUGAUCUGACUCCGGUCCCGCAUUCACCCUCUGUGCCUCCAUUGACCAGCGCCACGUCAGCGCCAUCGGGCCUCAAAAAUCGGGCUUCAUUGCCUCCUGCAUUUCAGUCGGCGUCUGGACUACCGCCCCCAUCAUCGCACCGGCCUUUCGCGCCCCUGUCGUACACUGCGUCGCCCCUGCAGAAGGCACACACCCCUCCUCCGUUCGACAUCCACCGUGGUCGUGACCCGGAUCUCGAGCCCUUUCCUUCGAUUGAGUCCUCUAUCGAUUCAGGAUCUUCAGUUUCCGGGAGGAAUUUCCACAUGUCAGGCUCGGGGCUGCCCUCGUCAGCCAACUCAGACUCGAGUCCUGUGCAUUCUUUGAACAUGUUCCCAUCUUCACAGGGAUAUCAAAACCACCAGCGUCCACAGCAUCGCUUGUCAAACCCUACGCCUGCUUCCCACAGAAGCAAAGAAAUUCAGAUCUACUGCGCCAACUGUGCACGCCCGUGGCCGUUGGCGGAGUGUUACGCCUGCACUGAAUGUAUCUGUGGUGUCUGCAGAGAGUGUGUGGGAAUGUUCAUCAGCAGCAGCCCAACUACAUCGAUCUUGAACCCAAUCAACAGUCCAGGGAAUGGCUCCGCUGGAAGCGGGAGCCAUCGCAGCACUCCUGGCCCGACGAGCUUUCCUAACCCGAGAGGCUGUCCACGAUGUCGGACAGUCGGAGGGAAGUGGAAGGCCUUCCAGCUGGACUUCAGGUGA